This is a messenger RNA of Lacerta agilis (Sand lizard), 1318 nucleotides long. RefSeq names its product leucine rich repeat containing 19 (gene LRRC19). The record is from RefSeq and is a predicted model, not a curated record. The transcript is spliced from 5 exons. Gene Ontology annotation, biological process: positive regulation of non-canonical NF-kappaB signal transduction; interleukin-8 production. The coding region runs from base 88 to 1215 and encodes 375 amino acids. Gene Ontology annotation, molecular function: signaling receptor activity; protein binding. NCBI's taxonomy places the organism in Eukaryota, Metazoa, Chordata, Lepidosauria, Squamata, Lacertidae. Gene Ontology annotation, cellular component: plasma membrane.
CCUGCUUGCUAACAGGGUACAAAGGUUGAAGCCAAGUGAAGUUAACAUUGUACUCUUCUUUUUUUAUCCACAAGGAUACACGCAAACAUGUAUAUGAUGUUCCGGAGAAAAAAUAAGAAGGUUCAGAAUAUGAAGCUUGCUUGGCUCCCGACAUUGGUUGCAGCUCUCUUUUUACUUCCAGUUGCUGCUUCUCAAAUGGUUAAGUGCGUGGAAGCAGCAAAAAACUAUACUUCUGUUCCUCCUAGCCUAGACAAAAAUGUUACUAUACUAGUUCUCAAUUACAACUGCAUCACUUUAAAUGAAAGUGAUACCACAAAUCUUCAAAAGUACAUGAAUAUUACAGAAUUAUACCUAAGCCACAAUUCCAUUUCUAUUCUCCGUAAUUUUACCUUUGACAAACUUUCAAAAUUAACAGUUCUAGAUGUCAGCAAUAAUUCUAUCAGUACAGUUGAACAAGCAGCAUUUGCUGGUUUAAAUAAACUAAGGAGUUUGCACCUACAGAAUAACAGAAUUGUGCAAUUAGAUUCCAGUGUGUUUGUAUUGCUAAAGAGCUUGAUGGUCUUAAACCUAAAAAAUAACCUUAUGAGAUAUUUUGAGGCAGAAGUAUCCCUUAAUUUAACCGGAAUCACAUUAAUUGGAAAUCCAUGGGAUUGUUCAUGUGAUCUCCUUAGUUUACAGAGUUGGCUGAAGACCACUAAAGUAAACAUGGAAAAUGAGAACGGUACUGUGUGUAUGUCUCCAAACAGCCUGGAAAACCAUCCUAUCAAGACAGCAAUUAUAGCUAAGUGUGAGAAAAGAGAGAUGACUACUGAAGCAGCCACCGUAUCUUUCACUUCUCUUAAUCCUAAUAAUGAUAGUCUAUCUCCGCGUAAUGGUACAAUUGGGAAAAUGCUCAAGUCAGGUGUGGAUGUUCAUCGUCCUGGCAAAAGUUGGACCUUUCUGAUUGGUGUUCUGGUUGUUGUUAUCAGCAUUUCAUUGCUGAUUGGUAUGGUCAUCAAAUUCCCAGUAUGGUACCGAUAUUUGAUUAGCUAUAAUCAUAGUCGUUUGGAGGAAGACGAACCAGAGAUGUUUGAAGAAACUUUCACAUCUCAUAACUGCACAUUCCCAAAUACACCAGGUACCAAUGAAGAAGAAUCGGUUGUGGUUUUUGAACAAUUUCAUUCAUUUGUUCCAGAAGAAGAUGGAUUUAUUGAAGACAAAUAUAUUGAUACAUGAAGAGUUACUAUGAAUGUUGCAGUCUGAAUCUCUCUGCCCUGUUCUGAAAUAUGUGCAAAGGGCUGUCGUAUUUGUAGCUCUAUAAAGCAAUGGGCUAAAAAAA